This is a messenger RNA of Anolis carolinensis (green anole), 8983 nucleotides long. It is a transcript of the gene hivep1, whose product is annotated as HIVEP zinc finger 1. Bases 298 to 8373 code for a protein of 2691 amino acids. The transcript is spliced from 10 exons. Gene Ontology annotation, molecular function: zinc ion binding; DNA-binding transcription factor activity, RNA polymerase II-specific; RNA polymerase II cis-regulatory region sequence-specific DNA binding. The record is from RefSeq and is a predicted model, not a curated record. Gene Ontology annotation, biological process: regulation of transcription by RNA polymerase II. Gene Ontology annotation, cellular component: nucleus. Lineage: Eukaryota; Metazoa; Chordata; Lepidosauria; Squamata; Anolidae.
GGGCUGGGCGGGAGAGAGAGAGAGAGAGAGAGAGUGUCCCCUUCCCAGCAGCCGAAGGAGGGACCCAUGGGCACAAAGUCCCCUUUGAGCCAGCAUGGAAGGGGUCUGGGCCAGGGACUGGGAGAAGCUUUCCUGGCUGGUCCUGCAAGGGAUGAUUCCAAGGCUUUUCCAGGGACGUCCAUUUCUUUCUGCAGCUGUCAUCCUUGGGAACUGUAUGUGGAUUAACUGACUCUACUGGCAUGUUUAUGGAGCUGCUUUUGGCUUGUUCUCCAUUUCUUGGAAACUGUCUAUGACUGGAUGAGAAUGCCUCGAACAAAACAAAUAAAUCCGAGAAAUUUGAGAGACAAAAUUGAAGAAGCACAAAAAGAACUUAAUGAAAGUGAAGACCCACAAAAAGAUAUCUCUGAGGCUGUUGCAAGAGGAAGUGGUAUAAAGCGCAAAAAGAUCAUAACUGGGAACCAUCAGACGAAAAUACCAAAAUCACCUUUGAGAACCCCUUCGCGAGCAAAAUCUAAAGAUAAAGGAGAAGGCCCUAUUUCAUCUUCAAAAAUUCUUCCCGAUACUUCAGAGCUCCUAAAAGAAGUACAUAGUUUGUGCACACAAAAUGGGAAACAAAAAAAACAAAAUGUGGGAAUGCUUAGCAGUGAGGUAGCCAUUAAAACAAUCAAAUCUGAGACUUCACCACAUAGCAAGCUGUCUCUGUUACCUCAGUCCUUGGACUUGAAUAAAUGGCCGGUAGAAGACUCCAGUUCAGCCCAACCAGUUAAGAAAAGUUCCACUAGUUCUUCAAGUACAACCAAGGUUGACAAUAAUGAAUGUACUAACUUCGUUGAUUGUAAUAAUACAUCCUCCUGUACAAAUACUGCAUUUGAUGUCUUAUUGAAAGCUAUGGAGCCUGAGUUGAACACCUUAGCACAAGAGUGCCCUUCUAGUGGAAUGCAAAUAGAACAACUGAGACCAAAUAAAACUAUAAGCGCCUCUUCUUCUCUCACAUCCAAUACUUCGAGUGGCCGAAGUCCUGCUGCUUUGCUACAAAAAGAUUUUGUAGCUGGAUCUCAGUUUUAUCCUUGCACUUCACAAACCGUGCAUGUAGCGACAUCAGGGAAGACUGAACAAGCACAGAUACACUCAGUUGCUCAGUCACAAGAGCAAGUUCUUGCUAAGGCUGGACAACAAAACCAACAAAUUGCAGUGUGCCCCAGUUUCACUAACACACUAGUAGAUCAGCCAAAUCAGGAAAAUCACAAGCUUCAACAGAUAUACAGUAUAGCAGUAACUUCUUCAAUAAUCAACCCCCAAUCGUCUAUUACUCAGGCAUUUUCUCAAAACCAGCUAGUAGCAAAAUCGUCUUCUUCUUUGUCAAUUCAUCCAUCUAGCUCCACUACCCAGUUACCUAUAGCACCUUUGUACAAUUCAGCUCAGAUAGCUUCAGUUGUCAGCCAUGGUGUAGAACAAAUAUGUAACCUUCUGAAAGUUCAGAAGCCUAAAAAAAUGGGGAAAUACGUCUGUGAGUAUUGUAACAGGGCUUGCGCCAAGCCUAGUGUUCUCCUGAAGCACAUCCGCUCUCAUACAGGAGAACGACCAUACCCUUGUGAGACUUGCGGAUUUUCUUUUAAGACCAAAAGCAAUCUGUACAAGCACAAAAAGUCUCAUGCGCAUGCCAUCAAACUUGGGCUUGUCCUCCAGCCAGAUUCGAGUGGGUUGUUUCUCUCCCAUGAAUCAGACAAAGCACUUAGCAUCCAUUCAGAUGUGGAAGAAAGUGGUGACAGUGAUGAUGAAGGCACAGCUGAUGAAAGACAAGAUGACCAAGGAUCAUUAGAACUGGAGAUUGCACCAGUAAUGAAAACCUCUUCUGUUUCUGAAUCAUUGCACAAAGGUAGUCCCAUCCCACUAAGCAAUCCAGAAUAUAUGUUGGGUGACUCUUCCUUUCAAGACUCAGCUUCACAAGCAAAACCAGCUUUGCCUAAAGUGAUAGUUUACCCUAUGAACAUUUCUCCUUUAAGAUCUGAUAGCCCCAAAGUAGCAGACUCAAACUCUGUAGUUUCUACAAGCCAACAACAUGGGGACCUGAAAGUCAAAGGUGGGAAACCAAAUUUACCCCUCCUUGAUUUUGUAAGGGAGUCUGAUACUAAGCAAAAUCAGAAAACAGAAACAAAUAUUUCUGAGGAACAGCUUGUGACAUCUGUGGGGAUUGCAAUACAUGCACAGCUACAAAGGCAGCAGGCAACAGAUUGUCCUCAGGACCAGCAAGCAAAAUGUCUUCUGAGCCCACGAAGUUUAGGUAGUACUGAUUCAGGCUACUUUUCACGUUCAGAAAGUUCAGAUCAGACUAUGAGUCCACCAGCUCCAUUUAUGAAGGGAUUAACCACUUCUGAAAAAGACGCAAGUAAGGGUUGUGUGCCACGUAUGAGCAAUACUGUGCCAUCUGUUGUUCAGACUGACAAGACACUGCUUUCAUCUGGCCAGAUGAGGCCACCUCUAGCAACUAAAACUCUUGAAGAACGCAUUUCAAAAUUAAUAUCUGAUAAUGAGGCUGUGGUGGAUGACAAACAGUUAGAUAGUGUGAAACCACGGAGAACAUCCCUUUCAAGAAGAGGCAGUAUUGAUUCUCCAAAGUCCUACAUUUUUAAAGAUUCCUUCCAAUUUGACCUAAAACCAAUGGGUAGAAGAACUAGCUCAAGUUCUGAUAUACCAAAGUCUCCUUUUACUCCAACUGAUAAGUCAAAGCAAGUUUUUCUCUUGUCUGUACCAACUCUUGACUGUUUACCCAUAACAAGAAGCAAUUCUAUGCCCACUACCAGUUACUCAGCUGUACCUACAAACGUCGUACCUCCCACACACAUCCUACGUGGAAGCCAGUCUUUUGAUGAUAAAAUUGGCUCUCUGAAUGAUGAUGUUUUUGUGCCAGGACCUACUGCUCCCCAAAUCCAAGGUGGACACCCCCGCACCCUUGUUCGCCAAACAGCAAUAGAAGAUUCUUCGGCCACUGAAGGACACACUUUUGGACCAUCACGUUCCGUAGAUGAAAGCUAUGGAUGUAGCGCAUCAAAUGAAUUUUUAUUGGCAAGAAGCAAGUCUUUUGUACAAGGGCCAAAUAUGGAUAAAAAUAAAAAGUCACAUCAAGGCAGAGGAACAAUGUUUGAGUGUGAAACUUGCAGAAACAGAUACAGAAAAUUGGAAAAUUUUGAGAAUCAUAAAAAGUUUUACUGCUCAGAGUUACAUGGACCAAAAACCAAGGCAGCUGUUAGAGACUCUGAACAUAAGACAGUCUUGAACAGUACACAACCUCAAAUCCUUCACUAUAAAGUUGCCACCUCAACAGGGGUCUGGGAACAGACAUCUCAAAUCAGAAAAAGACGGAAAAUGAAAAGUGUUGGUGAUGACGAUGAUGAGCCAGCAACACAUGAUGCUACUCAUUUGUCAAAAGGUCUGGUAAAGUCAGAGUGUCAAGUUAAAAUAGGUAAUGUGGUCAAUCUCACCAAGCAUACUUCUGCUCUUUUAGAUUUACACAGCAUUUCGCUUCAGAAACUGGCACAAGAUGAACUGGAGCCCCAAAGCACCAAACAUACCAUGGAGCCAAAGAUGUUAUUGCAGGGAGCAAAACAGAUUGUUCCAAGUACACAGGAAAAAAAUGAACUGAAAAGACAAGGGGCUGGGAUUUCAGUAAUACAGCACACAAACUCCUUAAGCAGACCUAGUUCUUUUGAAAAAUCGGAUUCUUUUGAAAGAGUAUCUCCAGUUUCCUUUCAGGAUACUAACAAAGCUGUAAAGCUCCAUUCCUUGAAUACCGUUAGAGUUCAAGAGGAAAAGCAUUCCCUUCUGAGUGCCUCCCACCCCCCACAAGUCAUAGAGACAACUAGAGUUAUGCUUCAUGAACGCCCACUUACCUCUAAUGAGAGAAAUGCCCCAGUGCAGCCACUCAGGCUUGUUCGUCAACAUAACAUCCAAGUUCCUGAAAUACUUGUCACAGAGGAACCAGAUAAAGACCAAGAAUGCCAGUGUAGUGAUCAGGAGAAGACAGAAAAAUUUAACUGGCCCCAACGUAGUGAAACGCUAUCAAAGCUACCCACAGAAAAGCUUCCACCCAAAAAGAAAAGAAUUCGAUUGGCUGACAUUGAGCACUCUUCUGCUGAAUCAAGCUUUGAUUCAACCCUUUCCAGAAGUUUAAGUCGAGAAAGUAGUCUAUCACGUACAUCUAGUUUUUCAGCUUCUUUUGAUAAAGAUGAUGUCUCCAAGAAUGAGAGUGCUUCCAAAAUGGAACCUACUAAAUCCCUGGAGUUCCUUCCAAUUCCUACCGGUUCAAAUACGCUCAGUGUGCCUGGUUCUCAAUACAGAGAGAUGCGACGUGCUGCUUCUGAGCAAAUUAAUUGUACCCAGCCAUCUAUGGAGAUUGCAGACUAUAGAAGCAAGUCAUUUGAUUGUGGGGCAGUAACUCCAUCUAAGUCUCCAUCACCUACAGAGACAUCUGCUACCAAACUGUCAUCUGGCAGUAGUGGUGUGGGACAUGUCCCUCUGUUAGAAAGGAGAAGAGGGGCCCUUGUACGACAGAUAUCAUUAAAUAUUGCUCCGGAAAAGAACCAGCCUGACAUCAUGUCAAAUCCUUCCUUUCAAAUUGCUCCUACAACAGAUGUUUCCAUAGCAUCUUUUCAGAGGUUGCAGAAUUUUGGGAAUCCUUCUGAAGAAUUAACUUCAGGUUCUCAACUCCCACAGAUUUACAGCAACCCAUUGCAUGAGUCAGUGAAAAGUAACAGUUCUCUUGCCCUGCCUUCUAGUGAACAGUCUUUCAGCAGUGCUUUGCGUCACCACAACCAUCAAGCUUCACUCAGUCAGCAUUCCCAACCAUCCCAUAAAGGACCAGCACUUGGAACUCAGAAAGGAAAAAGCAUGAUUACUAGCCAAUACAGUGUACAGGAUGAUUGCUUUGCUCCAAAAUAUCAACUUCAAGUUAAAGCACUGCAGGUAGGACAGCAAUACUCUUUAGGUCUUCCAGGCACAGAGCCGGUUGGCACUUUACUAGAGGUCCAUACAAAGUUAAGUGACAACUUGUCCAAGCCAUACGUGACACAAACCUUGCAACAAACUGUUCCCAAUGGCUGCAAUAGUCGGAUGUAUCAAAUUCCCCCAUUUGUUGUCCCUGUUCGAAUUCAUAGUAAUAUUCCAUCAUAUGGCUUAGCUACGGUUGCCCCCCUUCCUCGAAUUUUAGUGACCCAGGACCAGUCUCUUUGCAAACUGAAUACUUUAUCUGUGCCAACAGUCAAAGAUCAAAUUCAUCUGCCAAAGUCUCACAAAGACCAUCCAAGGUCUUUGCCAAGUUCACAGCCAACACCUGCAUUUGAAGACUUGAUUUAUGAGGCAGAAAGCAAAACUUUGGCUGCAUUGGGGUCCUUAAAUACAAUCCAGAAAGCACCAGCUGGUGGACUCUUCCCUCAACAGGAAGCCACAGCCUCAAGUAAACGUAUGCUCUCCCCAGCCAAUAGUUUAGACAUUGCCAUGGAAAAGCAACAGAAGCGCGUUAAAGAUGAAAGUGGUGCUGCUUGCACAACAGGUUCCGUAUCACUGAAUUCACCAAAGGCUAGCGAGCCAAAUAGGCAAAAGAAACCCCUCCUAGUGCGGCAAAUUUGCACCACUGAGCCCCUUGAAAAUUCCUCAUUGGAUCAAGAUGACCAGGGCAGAGGAGUCAAUAUGUCAUCAGAUAUGCUGUUGCCUGGGUCAAUUGAAUCUGCUCAAUCUGGCAGUUCUUCACACACAAAUGAACUUUUAGAACACAACCUACCAACCUCUGGCACUGUAGGUUUUGCAGUGAGAAAGCCACUUGAAUCAGCUUUGUUGAACAGCCAGACGUCAUAUUUCAAAGUUCUUGGUAAUGGUCAAGAAAGGCUGCCUCCAGGAGUUAAUAAGGAAGCUAAGCAAUCCUUUGUCCAAAGCCAAGCAAAAUCUGGAUCCACUGUCUCUGUUGUAAAUGUGGGUGACAUGCAACACCAAUCUUUUCCAAGCUUAAAUACAGCAACAAGCUUUACUUGGUGUUUCCUUUUAAAAAGGAAGCCUGUGCAUCUGUUACAGAAUGAACAAAAGACUUCAGCAUAUACUUCGUGGUCUGUCAGUGCUAACAAUUCUAAUCCACUUGGUUUGCCAACAAAAGUUGCUCUUUCUCUUCUGAAUUCAAAACAGAAAGCUGGGAAAUCUUCCUAUACUCAAGCAAUAAGUACGAACUUUAAAGCUGACAUACUGGUUUACUCAAGCAAGUGGAAGAACAACUUACUUAAGCGGGCAUUAGUUAAACAAAAGAAAGCAAGGGAAUUGAGCAAUAAAGAAAACUCUGAAACAAGCACUGAUCAAGAAAAUGAGACCUCAGCCAGAAGUGAGCCCAGAAGAGUUAAAAUAUUUGAUGGAGGGUACAAAUCAAAUGAAGAAUAUGUCUAUGUUCGUGGGAGAGGGAGAGGAAAGUAUAUAUGUGAGGAGUGUGGGAUACGCUGUAAAAAGCCCAGUAUGUUGAAGAAACAUAUUCGCACGCACACAGAUGUCCGCCCUUACCACUGCAACUAUUGCAAUUUUUCCUUCAAGACUAAAGGAAACUUGACAAAACAUAUGAAGUCCAAGGCACAUAGCAAGAAAUGUAUGGAUCUAGGAGUCUCCGUAGGAUCAAUAGAUGAUCAAGAUAUAGAAGAAUACGGUGAAAAGCAGCGUCUGGGUUAUGAUCGGUCUGGAUUUGAUGCAGAGGAUUCAGAUGGGCCAGAUGAUGAUGACAACGACAACGAAGAUGAUGAUGAUGACAGCCAAGCUGAAUCGGUUUUAUCUGCCACCCCCUCUGUUUCAGCCAGUCCCCAACAUUACCCAUCUAGAAGUGUUUCUCAGGAGAUCUCAAGUGCUGAUGAAGAGAUCAGAAUUGCAGAUUGCUUUGCUGGGGUUCACACAGACUCUAUGGAUGGCCUGCCAAAAGCACUUCUCACAAAGAUGACAGUACUUAGUACCAUGCAGUCGGACUGCAGGAGCUCAGAGCCACCAGUAGCAGUUGUGCCUGGACAAGCAAAUGAAGGAAACACACUAGACACAACCCCAGGGCCUGCUGACUCCUCUGAGACGAAUCCCAAGUCUCCAUGCCAUCCAAUGUAUGUGGACUAUCCAGAUACAGACGGGACACUACGAUGUUCUGCUACUGUGCCUACUAUCACUACUUCAGUAACAUCUAAGAGCACAACUUCUACAAGAUUUCCCUCUCCACCUGUGGACCGGAGUACCCAAACGACAACAGUUAUUCCUACUUUGGCCUCAUCUUUUCCCGAGAUCCAAGAGCGGAAGCUUGAGGACCAUCAUCAGCCAGCCAUGAAAUCUCCAUCUCCACAGACUCACUUAUUUAGCCACCUGCCUUUGCACUCUCAGCAACAAACCAAGACUCCUUAUGGCAUGAUUCCCGUGGGUGGGAUCCAUGUGGUACCUACUGGCUUGGCCGCCUACUCUACUUUCCUGCCCUUUCAGGCUGGGCCAGUGCAGCUUACUAUCCCGACUGUUAGCGUGAUCCACAGAACUACAAGCUCUCUUGGCGAUCCGGCCUGUGUGGUCUCUGGAACCGCAAGUCACCUGGGCGUUGCUGAAGUGAACAGUGUUGUCCCCUGCAUCCCAAUAGGCCAGAUUAAUGUACCAGGCAUCCAGAGCCUGAGCACAUCGACCUUGCAGCCUCUUCCAUCCCUGGGCAUGGAAGCCAUGAACAUCUUAGGCCUAACCAACACCAACAUUGCUCAGCAGAUAAACCCUACAGGAUUAACACUAAAUGCUGUAGGACUACAAGUGUUGACUGCUAACCCUGCCCCUCAAAGUAACACUCCCCCUCAGGCACACAUUCCAGGUCUGCAAAUAUUAAAUAUAGCACUGCCGACUCUGAUCCCUUCGAUCAGCCCCGUGACUUCAGAGGGACAAGGCGUUCCAGAGAUCCCAGCGACCAACAGCAAGCCCUGCGAACCUUGUCCGGAUCCAGGUUCUGGGAGUUUUUCCAGGAACUCGGCUAAGAUUGCCAGUGCCCUGCCUCCUCAGGUGGUACCUGCCAACCAGCGGUACAGCAUUGAAAACCCACUGGAACCGGCUCCUUUGAGCGAGUACCAACUGCAUGAAAGGCUAGGUAAACUGGAUGCUGAAAAGCCUGACUCGGAGAGUCAUACAAAACCAAAGUGCAAUAUCAAUUCUGUUCGGGUCGAACAGGUUUCUACAUCAAAGCCUCCCAUGAAGGUGAAUUCUGACAUUUUAUCCACUUCCCCCAGAAAUCAGACUAUUUCUCUAGACAGACCAGUACAAAGGCGAAAAGGGUUGCCGGAAAGACAGAAUACUGUGGAGUUCAGCGACGGCAGCAGUGAUGAUGAAGACAGACUUGUAAUAGCAACCUAGCGUUUUUGGUUUUAUGUUGGGUUGUGUGCGCGUGUGGGUGUGUGUUUUUGUUUUGUGUGUGUGUGUGUGUGUGUGUUUUUAAGUAACACUUACUAGGUUUCUUUGCAAACCUCCCUUUUACUUAAAGCACAUUUUUUUCUGACACAAACUCAUUUAUUAAUCUUUGUGCAAUCAUGAACUCUCGACCAAUAAUUGUUUCUUGUCAACUCCGGCCAUUUUUUGUACAUGUUGUAUAGACUAUUGUGCCUUUUUUUUCUUUUUUUGGAGUUCUAUGUUUAGAAGACUGUACAGAUUGUCAAAAUUAUAUAUUAUAUGUAUAUUAAAAACCAAUUAGUUACUUGUGUUUCGUAAGCAAAAACAAAAUUUAAAAAAUCCUAUGUUGAAUGAAAUAAAUUAUAUGUUGCACUGUUAAAUGUAAUUUUUUAUGGCUGUGGGGUGACAUUUGUGUGUACAGAAUGAGUAUGUACAAUUCCAUAUUUAUUGUACCCAUAUUAGUCUUGGGGGGAAGGGUCUGUCCAUCUUUCUUGUGUACAAUAUUAGCUUUACACUUUAAAAAAAUCCAGUCUGUGUUAUUGAAUUCUUUCAGUAAAAUUUUUGUUUACUGACUUUA